AUGAAGGCAACCAGUGUUUAUGUUCUGUUAUUUUUUUGCUGGAAAAUGAUUUAUUGUGAUUCCUGUGAGCUGUCCAACAUUACAAUAGCUGUGGAGAAGGAAGAAUGUGGCUUUUGCAUCAGUGUGAAUGCAGCCUGGUGCUCUGGUUACUGCUUCACAAAGGAUCCAAAUGAUAAGAGCUUUCCAAUGAAACGUGUCCAGAAUGUCUGCACAUUCAAGUCAAUUGUGUAUGAGACUGUAAAGGUCCCAGGUUGUGCUGGUCAUGCAGAAUCAUUUUAUUCCUACCCAGUUGCAACGGGAUGUCACUGCGAGACCUGUGACACAGACAUUACCGACUGCACCUGGAGAGUCUUGGAGCCAAAUUAUUGUUCUUACGGCCAACAUCGGAUCAGGGAGUGAGGCUUCAUGGUGUUCUUUGUAAUGCUUGCUUUGUAAAACCAUUGUUAACCAAAAAAACCCUGUAAAGAAUGUAAGAGAAAGGGUAAGGCAUAAAGCCAGCCCAUCAGCUUUAUAUACAUGUUGCAUUCUUCUUCAGUAUCCUAGCCAGGGCACUUCAUUGUUUUCUUUGACACUCAAACAUUUAAUGGCCUUUAAAACUCACAUCCUCCAAGUUUUGGCCCUAACCCAUCGUUCCUCUCCCUCCAAUUCUGAACUUUUAUUCCUGCUUCCAUUAUCAACUGAGUAUUCCCCACAUUUCUCUGCUGAGUGUCAGUACUGCCACACUUAUUGUACAUUACAUGUUAUUCUCCUGCUAAUUAUUACUGUCUGUAUGAGGAACCUA
Candoia aspera is the source of this 781-nucleotide messenger RNA. RefSeq names its product follicle stimulating hormone subunit beta (gene FSHB). Bases 1 to 399 code for a protein of 132 amino acids. Lineage: Eukaryota; Metazoa; Chordata; Lepidosauria; Squamata; Candoiidae. Gene Ontology annotation, cellular component: extracellular region; cytoplasm. Gene Ontology annotation, molecular function: follicle-stimulating hormone activity. The transcript has 2 exons. Gene Ontology annotation, biological process: follicle-stimulating hormone signaling pathway. The record is from RefSeq and is a predicted model, not a curated record.